This is a messenger RNA of Solanum verrucosum, 936 nucleotides long. RefSeq names its product protein FAR-RED IMPAIRED RESPONSE 1-like. Gene Ontology annotation, biological process: regulation of DNA-templated transcription. The record is from RefSeq and is a predicted model, not a curated record. The coding region runs from base 1 to 936 and encodes 311 amino acids. Lineage: Eukaryota; Viridiplantae; Streptophyta; Magnoliopsida; Solanales; Solanaceae. The transcript has a single exon.
AUGAAGGACGAUGAAUUUUUUUAUGUAAUUGACACGGAUAAUGUUGGUAGACUUCACAACGUAGUGUGGGUUCACACACAUUGCAAGUAUGCGUAUCGGGAGUUUAGUGAUGUUGUUUGUUUCGAUUCAACGUACUUGGUGAAUCAAUGGCGCAUGCCGUUUGCAUCUUUUGUUGGUGUGAAUCAACACAAACAAUCUAUUAUUUUGGGUUGCGCUUUGCUCACAAGUGAGGAUAUUGAGACAUAUAAAUUUGUUUUCUCUACUUGGCUGGCAGCAAUGAGCAAUGCACCUCCAACGGCUAUCCUCACUGAUAAAUGUGAGAGUAUCAAGGCAGCAAUUGCAGAGGUACUUCCAGACACCAUCCAUAGGUACUGUAUUUGGCAUAUUAUGACAAAGCUGCCUGCAAAGCUUAAGGGUGUGUGGGACUUUAAGACUGCCAAGUUCGAUUUUAAAUCAAUAAUCUAUAACAGCAUUACUAUCAACGAAUUUGAGGAAAAAUGGGUUGGCUUUAUUCAAAAAUACGAGCUUCAGCAUAGACUAUGGUUUCAUAAUCUAUACUUAGAGAAGGAAAAAUGGAUCUCUAUCUUCCUGAACCACUAUUUUUGGGCUGGCAUGAUGUCCACCCAAAGAAGUGAGUCAAUGCAUGCAUUUUUUGAUGGUUAUAUAUCCGAUCGAAGCUCUCUAAAGCAGUUCGUCGAGCAGUAUGAGUUAGCCUUGCGAUUUAAAUAUGAGAAGGAACUUCAAGCAGAAGCUGACUCACGCAAAAAGCAUGCAGCGCCUUGUAGUGGUUUUGAUUGGGAUUUGCAGCUUCAAACCCAUUAUACUCGACCUAUUUACGAUGCCUUUGCAGCAGAGCAUUUGAAGCGGUUGUACCACUGUGAAAUUGAAAGACACCAUGACUUCAAUGCGUGGAGGGAGUUGAGAAGUACAGUGUAA